UUCCUCUUGUGAUAUGAAGUUAAUUUUGAUACAUAAAGUAAGACUCGGAGUUUUCGAAAUAUUUGUUUGGUUGGCGCUAAGCACAGCAUUAAAAUUUUACCUUGAGGAUGAAGUUCAAAAUCCAAAGUUUAAAGGUGAGCAUGGAUACCCUACCCUAACCUAAAGAGGCCCCACAGCCAUAGUGGCAAAUGACUCAAAAGCCAUGCAAUGUACAAAACACAGUUUCGGACCAAACAUAACUCCCCCGAAACCCCCUCAAAAUUACAGCGUUUGCCCCCGUAAGGUGGUCCAUAAAUAACGGAGUCCUGCAACGCUUUUCUUCCCUUUCUCCCUCCUCUCCUCCUCCGCCUCUAGUUUCAAAAAACCCCGUCACUCUGCCGCCGCAACCAUGCUCACCACCCUCCCUCCCUCCGACCCCCUCGUGGGCAACCCAUUCUCCGCCUUCUCUGUCGACUUCACCGCCUGGGAGGACGACUCCCACCACCUCCUCUCCCCCAAACCCGUCACUUCCAGCUCCGGCUCCGACAAACCGGAGCCGGAGACAGCUGAACCGGACCAACCGGUGGUGUCGGUGGUGGACGAGCGGAAACUCCGGCGCAUGAUAUCGAACCGCGAAUCUGCCCGCAGGUCUCGCAUGCGAAAACAGAGACACCUGGAGAACCUUCGGAACCAGUUGAACAAGUGCAGGGUCGAAAACCGGGAACUGAAUAACCGGUUGCAGUUCGUCCUGCACCACUGUAACCGCCUCCGUAACGAAAACGAAUGGCUCCGGUCCCAGCGAACCCUCCUCCUCCAAAAAGUCGCCAACUUAACCCAAAUUUUGAUUUUCCAACAAUUCCAACAACCCAUCUCCCCUGCAUGGACAUGCAACACUUCGCUCAUCCCAAUUAAUCAAGUUAAUUAAAUCAUAUAUAAUACGCUCUAUGUAAUUAUUAAAAGUUAGAUCAAGAUAAGAAGAUGUUAAAAGGCUGGGAUUUUUGGGAUUGGGAUAACAUAUAUAUUUAGACUCGGUUUUGAAAAUAUUUCUUUAUUAUUUUCAAAACCGUAUGCCAUAUAUAUAUAUUACCGAUCGUAAUUAUUA
Vigna unguiculata (cowpea) is the source of this 1081-nucleotide messenger RNA. RefSeq names its product basic leucine zipper 4-like. Lineage: Eukaryota; Viridiplantae; Streptophyta; Magnoliopsida; Fabales; Fabaceae. Gene Ontology annotation, cellular component: nucleus. The record is from RefSeq and is a predicted model, not a curated record. Gene Ontology annotation, molecular function: transcription cis-regulatory region binding; DNA-binding transcription factor activity. Gene Ontology annotation, biological process: positive regulation of DNA-templated transcription.